Messenger RNA from Entelurus aequoreus (snake pipefish), 7187 nucleotides. It is a transcript of the gene prex1, whose product is annotated as phosphatidylinositol-3,4,5-trisphosphate-dependent Rac exchange factor 1. NCBI's taxonomy places the organism in Eukaryota, Metazoa, Chordata, Actinopteri, Syngnathiformes, Syngnathidae. The record is from RefSeq and is a predicted model, not a curated record. Gene Ontology annotation, biological process: intracellular signal transduction. Gene Ontology annotation, molecular function: guanyl-nucleotide exchange factor activity; protein binding. The transcript has 41 exons. The coding region runs from base 38 to 5212 and encodes 1724 amino acids.
CUGCCUGCCUGAGAGGGAAUGGAGCAGCUCCUCCUCCAUGUCAGCUGUUGCUGGUGUUCGUGUUCGUGUUAGUCGUGUUGCUUCUCACACACAAGCGGACUUGUCCACUCUCGCUAUCCGAGCUUCACGACGCGAGGCGAGCAUCUUGUCCCACCAAGUGGAUCUUUUCUCUCCCUGGGUGGAUUAUUGGAGAUGGACUAAGGGAGAACCCGGGGCGGAUCCUCGGCGUGAGAAGACGACUUCCCCCCGCUCUUUGUGGCGUGGUUGGGGGCAGACCAUGGAGGAGCAAGACGCGCACCUGGAGACCGCGCACGCCGUCAAGGAGUCGGACCGACAGCAGCGACUCCGGUUGUGUGUUCUGAACGAGAUGCUGAACACGGAGAGAGAUUACGUGCGGACUUUAUUGUUCCUUCAGUCGGCGUUUUUGCAGAGAAUCAGACAAACGGCAGAUGACAAGCAGUGCCUCUCACCUGAACACGUCAAGAUGUUGUUCUCCAACAUCGAGGACAUCCUGGAACUGCACAAAGAGCUGUUGUCCUCCGUGGAGGCCGUCCUGCAGCCUGAACCCCAGCCCUACCACGCUCUGGGUCACGUGUUCCUCCAAUUUAGGGAGAGUUUUUCCGUGUACGGCGAGUACUGCAGCAACCACGAGAAGGCCCUGCGACUCCUCAUGGAGCUCAACAAGAUACCCCACGUCAGGACCUUCCUCCUGCACUGCAUGCUGCUGGGAGGCAAGAAGAGCACGGAUGUCCCGCUAGAGGGUUACCUCCUCUCUCCCAUCCAGAGGAUCUGCAAGUAUCCUCUGCUGCUGAAGGAGCUGCUGAAGCGCACCCCUAAGAAGCACGCCGACUACCCGGCUGUGGAGGAGGCUCUGCAGACCAUGAAGGCGGUCUGCUCCAACAUCAACGAGACCAAGCGUCAGAUGGAGAAACUGGAGGCCCUGGAGCAGCUGCAGUCUCACAUCGAGGGCUGGGAGGGCACCAACCUCACAGACAUCUGCUCCGAGUUGCUGCUUCAUGGAAAUCUCCUCAAAAUCUCGGCAGGGAACAUUCAACAGCGCGUCUUCUUCCUGUUCGACAACCUUCUGGUCUACUGUAAAAGGAAGUCCAGGGUUUCUGGGAAGAAGUCCACCAAGAGGACCAAGUCCAUCAACGGCCCGCUUUACGUCUUCAGGGGCAGAAUCAACACGGAGGUGAUGGAGGUGGAAAAUGUGGAGGACGGAACAGCGGACUAUCACAGCAACAACUACACGGUGACAAACGGCUGGAAGAUCCACAACACGGCGAAGAACAAGUGGUUCGUCUGCAUGACCAAAGCAGCGGAGGACAAGCAGAAGUGGCUGGACGCCAUCUUGAGGGAGCGGGAGCAGCGAGAAAGUCUGAAACUGGGGAUGGAGCGAGACGCCUAUGUGAUGAUUGCCGAGAAGGGUGAGAAGCUCUACCACAUGAUGAUGACCAGGAGCCGCCACCUCAUCAAGGACCGGCGCCGCAAGCUGAGCAUCGUGCCCAAGUGCUUCAUGGGAAAUGAGUUUGUGUCGUGGCUGAUGGAGAGUGGUGAGAUCAGUAGAGCUGAUGAAGGGGUCAACUUGGGACAAGCCCUGCUGGAGAACGGCAUCAUUCAUCACGUGUCGGACAAGCACCAGUUCAAGAACGAGCAGGUCAUGUACCGCUUCCGCUACGAUGACGGCACCUACAAGGCCCGCAGCGAGAUGGAGGACAUCAUGUCCAAGGGUGUGCGCCUCUACUGCCGCCUUCACAGCCUCCACUCGCCCGUCAUCAAGGACCGAGACCACCAUUUGAAAACGUUUAAAUCUGUGGUGCCUGCUUGCAAACUCAUUGACUGGCUCCUCUCACAGGGAGACUGUUCCACCAGAGACGAUGCUGUGACGCUGGGCGUGGGUCUCUGCAACAAUGGCUUCAUGCAUCACGUGCUGGAGAAGAGCGAGUUCAAAGACGAGUCUCAGUUCUUCCGCUUCUACGCCGACGAGGAGACGGAGGGAACGAGCGCCAAGAGCAAGCAGCUGCAGCGCAACGACUUCAAGCUCAUCGAGAACAUCCUGGUCAAGUCUCUGCUGAUUGACCCUGAGGAGGAAGACUACGGCUUUGACAUCGAGGAGAAGAACAAAGCCAUCGUGGUCAAGUCUGUCACCAGAGGCUCACACGCUGAGAUGGCAGGUCUGCAGGCGGGCAGGAAAAUUCACACCAUCAACGAGGAUCUGUUGUUCCUCAGACCUUUUUCUGAGGUGGAGGCCAUGAUCCACCAGGCCUUCUGCAUGCGACGAUCCCUGCGCCUGCUGGUCGCCACCAAGGCCAAGGAGAUGGUGAAGGUCCCUGACAACCCAGACGAGCUGUCCUUCAGACUCGCUGGCUCUGCCCCUCCUCACGUCCACGCUGUAAGAAAAGGCUGGGAGGCGGCGGGGGCGGGGCUUCAGCCCGGUCAGGUCAUCCUGAAGGUCAACUGCAACAAUGUCAAUGGCGGCGACCACCAAGACGUCCUGGAACACUUUAGUGCGCAACACACACACCUCCGCCAUCCUCAAGUGUGUCAGUGGGUUUACCGCACCUUCGAAGAUGUGGAGGAGCUGCGGCACAAGCAGACCACGUCUGAGGAGGAGGAGGACGGGUUCAGGAAGUACGACACUGACCACGAGGAGGAGAACGGCACCAAUGGAACCGAUUACCGACUAAGAAGCCUGUCGCUGUCCGACGACACACCGCUGGUCAACUUGACCGUGGACAACGUCCACCUGGAGCACGGCGUCUUCUACGAGUACGUCAGCACCGCGGGGAUCAAGAGUCACGUCCUGGAGAAGAUGGUGGAGCCCAAAGGCUGCUUCGGCCUGGCCGCCAAGAUCCUGGAGGCCUUUUGCAGCGACGACCGGCUCUUUGUCAGCAACUGCAGCCAGCUCAUCUCCCAGGGCCACAAGGUGGUCACCAUGCCCCAGUACGAGUUUCGACACAUAUGCGACACCAAGCUGGACAGCAUCCGACGGCGCAUCAGCAGCUACCAGCAGUUCUCCCUGGAGCUACGGAACACGGCCUGGCCCUCCUUCAGGCAGGCCGGCGUGCCACCUCACCCGCUGGGCUGCAUGGACUUUGUGCCCACCAACUGUCACGUCAACCUCAUGCAGGUCUCCUAUCCCAAAAGUGCUACCUCGGCCGGCAGGACCUUCAGCAUCCGCUUUGGACGCAAGAACUCCUUGUUUGGUCUGGACCCGGACCAAGCCCAGCUGAACCCCAUGUCACACACGCAGCACUGCGUGACCAGCAUGGGUGCCCCCUCCUGGAAUUCGACGGGCUUGGACGGCGAGGACAGCGAGGAGUCCCCCAACGGAGUGGAGGGCCCGACGGAGGGCGGCUUGAGCUUCCUGCUCAAACAGGAAGACACGGAGACGCAGGACGCCUACCUUCACCUGUACAGCCGGCUGGACGUGGCCGUGAGGGAGAUGAAGCAAUACGUGGCACAGAUCAACGUCCUGCUGUCCUCCAUCACAGAGCCCACUCAGCCCCAAGUGGAAGGAGGGGCGGAGCCACCCGUGUACGAGGCAGGUCAGCCGCCCUCGCUGGGCCCCUGCGAGGACCCCUGUGAGCAGGACAAGGUGGAGCCCGGGGGCAUCAAGAGGGUGUGCUUCAAGGUGAACGAGGAGGACCAGGAGGACUCGGGUCAUGACACCAUGAGCUACAGGGACUCGUACAGUGAAUGCAACAGCAACCGGGAUUCCGUGCUGUCCUACACAAGCGUGCGGAGUAACAGCUCCUACCUGGGGAGUGACGAGAUGGGCUCAGGAGACGAGUUGCCGUGCGACAUGAGGAUCCCCUCAGACAAGCAAGACAAGUUACACGGUUGUCUAGAGCAUCUGUUCAACCAGGUGGACGCCAUCAACACUCUGCUCAAAGGCAGCGUCAUGACCAAGGCCUGCGAGCAGACCAAGCACUUUCACGCUGACCACAGCCAACCAGAGUUUGGACAAAUGGAGGACUGGACAGUUGGCUGUCGUUACAUUAUACACAAGAACAUCCAGGAGGACCCUUGGAACCUUCCCAGUGCCAUCAAGACUCUGGUGGAGAGCCUGCAGACUUUUGUGGAUGACGGGAAGAACCAGCUUCUACUGGCCUUGCUCAAGUGCACAGACACGUCGCUGCAGCUGCGACGCGACGUCAUAUUUUGCCAGGUCGCCACGUCGGCCGUGUGCACGCUGACCGAGCAGCUGCUGGCGGCGUUACGAUGCCGCUUCAACAACGCCGGCGAGUACCAGGAGGACGGCAAGGAGACCAGCAGGAAGUGGCUGGAGCAGGUGUCCGCCAUUGGCGUGCUCAUGCACUUCCAGUCCACGCUAGCACCCCAUGUGCGGGAGGAGAGGACCAUGCUGGAGGACACCAAGGCGUGUCUGUGGGACUUGGACAAAGUGAGCGUGUUCUUCAGGCCGCUGGAGGACGAGUAUCUGCUGGCCAACUCUCCCGUGUGCUACCAGGUGGAAGGCAGCCGCCAGGCACUGAAGGUAACCCUCCACCUGGACAGCUGCCUCUUCAGCGAGCUGCCAAGUCGGCUGCAGAACGGAGGAAGCCUCAAACUUCACACGGUUCUUUUCACCAGAGCCCUGGAGCGUGCGGAGGGCGUGUCCCAGCAGGACUUGGCCGCCAUGGAAGAGCUGCAGCAGCGCACUGACGCCGUGUCCUUGGAGAAGGUCAAGGCCUACUACCGCAAACUCAGGGCUUUUUAUUUGGAGAAGUCCAACCUCCCCACGGACUCCAACACCACGGCCAUGAAGAUCGACCAGAUUCUGGGCCUCGAAGUCAGAGAUCUCCGACCCAACAUCGCCAAACUCCUGCGCCCCCUCAACACAUUGGACGACCUGUGCCGCCUGAUGCAGUCCUACGUCAACGUGCGCCCGGGCUCCCAGGGACACCCGUCGGGCGUCAGCGUGCUGUGCGUGUCAUCGGAGCUGUGCAACCGCCUGGGGGCGUGUCAUCUCACCAUGUGUGCCACGGGCCUGCACAGGAGCACUUUGAGUGUGACACUGGAGCAAGCCAUGAUCCUCGCCAGGAACCACGGACUCAUGCCGCGAUGCAUCAUGCAGACCAUGGACAUCAUGCGCAAACAGGGGGCGAGAGUGGAGCUGUCCGCUAGAAACCUGAAGGUGAUGGACCAGAUGCCGCCGUCAGCCCCGAGACUCUUCCGCCUGUGUCUGCCGCCCUCGGACGGGGAGCUGUAAGGAAAGACUUCCUGGUCGCCAUGGAGACCGUUAUUCACCUUUUAGGAAGAGCCGGAUUAACCAAACUACCUGUUGUCCCUUGGACUGCACCUCCUUCUCCUCUUCUAUUAAGACGGCAGGGCUCCACCCUAAUGAACAGUGUUUGGGGGGCGGGUGCAAUGAGUGUGCGAGUACUGUAUGAAGGAUGCUGACUUAUUUAUUGUUGAAUCAGCACAUUUUUAACCUCCAAUAACAUUCCAGCUGGCCCACACCAAUCAGCUGAUUUCAAUUUAUGCCUGGAUGUGGACCACCUGCACUUUCAGGGAUUUGAAGGCUGCCUUCACUCCAUUCCCACUCCCACUCCACGGUUCCAUUCAGAAUCCAUUCUUCAUUCAAAGCGAUUCUUGCAAUGUAUUAUUUGGUAUAACAGUUAUUAUUAUUAUUAUUAUUAUUAUUAUUAUUAUUAUUAUUAUUAUUAUUAUUAUUAUUAUAAAGCUCCUGUUUCCUAAAAAUACAAUUUAAAAAAUCGAUUCUUAUUAAAAAAAAAAUCCAAUUUUUUUUUUUUUUAGACUUUUUUUUGUGUGAAAAUUAUUCAUCUAGAAUCUAAAAAUGUUGUUUUUUUUCAAUCGAUUUUUUAAACAAUUAUUAAUUUAUUUGGAAUCGGAAUGAAUAAGAAUUGCAAUUUGGAUGUGAACCGUUUUUUUGUUGUUGUGUGCCCCGCUAGCGUUUACACUUGUGGUUCGGUGCGAUUUGGUUUGGACCAAAAACGUCACAAAAGAUGCAGCUUCCGGUUCUGAUUCUCGGGGUGACGAUUCGAUUCAGAACGAUUCUCGAGUCAAAGCGAUUCUUACAAUGUAUUAUUUGGUAUAAUAAUAAUUAUAAUACAACUUUGACAAAACAGGUUAGAAAAGCUCCUUAUGGUUGCCUAAAAAUGUAUUUUUAAAAACGAAUUAUUUAAAAAUAAUAAAUAAUUAUUAUUUUUUUUUACACAAACAUUUUAUUAUUAUUGUUUUCGCAUACAUACAUAUAUAGUUAUAUAUAUACAUAUAUAGUUAUAUAUGUAUAUUAUUUUAGUCCGUCAAAAAAUUUGGACACAUUUUAAAAUACUCUUCUGCCAUCUGGCGGCGAAAGUCGUCACGUUUCGUGUGUCAGGUAAACUGCGACGAAUCGGGCCCUCCCUACUUUGUGGCAUUUUUUUUAUUUUCUCUUACAAAAUAAAAGCAAAUAUGAAAGUGUCCCCCACAUACUUUACACUUUUACAUUUUGUAUUCAAUUUUCAGCUUUUUUUCAUUAGUUUACAUCUUUUUUCUUACUUUUUUCCACACUUUUUUCUUACUUUUUUCUCAGUUUUUUCUUUUAACUUUUUUCUUACUUUUUUCUUUUUUCUCACUUUUUUUCUUACUUUUUUCUCACUUUUUUCUUUUAACUUUUUUCUUUUAACUUUUUUCUUUUAACUUUUUUCUUACUUUUUUCUUUUUCUCACUUUUUCCUUACUUUUUUCUUACUUUUUUCAGAACAUUUUACGGGCCCAAAAAACUGGGGCUGCAAAUGUAUUCCGGCGACCAAACCACCUCGCAGCCCACUUCCUUUUUCUUGAAGCGCACCAAAGGUGACAAGUGUGAAUGAGAGAUGGCGCAUAAAAGGAGAGGCCAAGUGGGCGGGGUCUUGAAUCAAUGCUAAAUGGUGAAUAUGUACAUAUGUAGCAGCUGAAGGAGUGUUAGUACUGUAAAGAGUCGCUAUAGGGCGCCAGACAAAGGGAUGUUUGUUGUCUUACUUUUCAUGCCAAUUGUGUAACUGCCAGUGUCACACAUUUCUACGCACCCGGACUUUGACCGUCUCCAAUUGGGUUCCCGUAUGAACGAUGCAAAAGCCGCUAAUUGCGUAUUUGUCACAUUUGACUAAUGUACAUAUGAUAAAUAUUUGUCCUGCUUGAACAACAACUGUAUAAAGUAUUUCUAAAGUGUAAAUCUUAACACGCUAGCAAAUAAAAGGUUCC